AAGACUGAUGCGGAUAAAUCACAAGUGAUACCUGAAACACCUCCUAUGGAAGAAGAGUUGAAAGCAGCAGAUCAACAGGCAGAACGAGGCCCUGGAGAACUCCGGGCAGACAUUAGGCGCCGUGAAUCUGUUAGCACUGUUGACAUGAGUUCAAGUGACGAAGAUGGCGAUAACGUUGGUAAAGUAGCAAGAAGAUUGAAGAAGAGUGCAAGGAAGGCAAGCCGUGGCGAUGCCGCCUCUGUGGACGCAGACAGCCGAGCAACUGAGAGCUUUCCAAGUUCCGGGGAGGGCGAAAACAAGCAGUCAACACCGCAGGAAUCAGUUCGACGCAAAAAGCGCACUUCACUGAGUGAAGACGUGAAAGCCCGCCGUGCCUUGAUACGAAGCCUGCAUUACACUAGCAAGUCAUCGAGCGAAGACGAACUUGACGAUCCUUUGACGAGCAUGCUCCGUACUCCGAAACAAAGGUCUCCAAGAAAGAGGCGGCGCAAGUCCAGCAGUUCGGGUGUGCAGCUGAGCGAAUCUGCGAGCAAGUGCCUUGAAAAGGCUUCCGAGAAAUAUGGUGACCCGAAGCUGGCGAUGGCUGUCUCUGUUGAGAUACAGCGACUCGACAUUGACCCCUCGAUAAUUGCUGCGGCAAAGAUGGAAAUUGAAGACAGCAUGGAUGAGGAAGAAAAAGAAAUCGCUAGACUCCUUGCUCCAAUAAGGAUGCCUCGAAAGGCCCCAAAAAAGGAGGCAUCUGACGCUGAAAUCAAAGGAGCACCUGAAAGUGAAGCGGGGGAGGUUGAAAAUAAAACAAAGAAGCUGAGAGGUCCCAAAAGCAAAAGGAAAGUGUCGGACUCGAGCGAUGACUUUGACGAGGACGACGAGGUGGUGGCCUGUGGGAGUAUCAUGGAUAUCCCCGGAGCAUCGUUCAUGAUGUCUAAGAAUACUACACGAAAAGACCCACUGCAGGAGGCCUUGCUUGAGAGAAUCCUGCAGAGCGCUUCAGAAGAAUCCAGCGAAGAUGAAAUCGUGGAACCAGAGGAAUGCAAAAAGAAACGUAAGAAAGAAGCAAAGGAAGGCGAUACAGAAGAGGCCAAAGCCACCGAAGUACCAGUAGAGGAGACGAAGGAAAAGGUGUCUGAGAAAGAGGGCAGUGGUGGUAGCUCUUCUGAAGAAAUUGUGAGGAAAAAGAAACCUGGAAAGUACGAGAAGCUCUUGCGAAAAAAUGUGUUUGCCGAGCUUGAUGAGCUCGAGCCAAAGAAGGAAACAAGUAAGGAGUCUGACAAGGAAGAAGCCGCUGUGAAGCCUCCGAAAGUGAAAGCUUCGAAGAAAAGAAAAAUCGUGUACAGCGAUGAUGACGACGCUGCAGACAAGCAGCCAACAAGCAGCUCACUCGAAUCUUCUUCCAGUGACCAGAGUGAAUCGGAUAGCAGUGUAGGCUUUGCGCCUGCCCGCAAGAGAAAGGGCAAAAAUGCAAAAAAGACUGCCAAAGCUUCUUCGGAUGGCUCUGACUUUGCAGUAGGCAAGUCUAAGAAAGGGGGGGCCUCAUCAUCUUCAGAUGCGAACAAGCGGAAGAAAAAGCGGAAGCGCAUCAGGAUGGCUUGUUCUACAGCUGAUGAGAAUGAUGACGACGAUGACAGCUGUGUGGAGAUAAUCCCUGGCCCUAGCCAAGAAGCAGACGGCAAAGGUCGUAAGAACAUUCGCAAGCUCAUCUCCGACAAGAAGCUUACCGAGGAGACUAAGGCCGCAGCACUGGCCGAAGAGGAGAGGAAGAAACGCAUUGCAGAACGGCAGAAGCUGUAUAAUGAAGCUUUGGGCAAAGGACCGACCGAGGCUGACACGAAAGUGAAACAGCUGGUGCUCGAAGUGGAUCUGAAGUCCAAAAAACCGCUUGUGGAGGUUGACGAAGCCCUUGUCAAGUCCAUGAAACCUCACCAAGUCAAAGGUGUCAAGUUUAUGUAUGAUUGUCUGAUUGAAUCACUGGAGAUGCUGAAGAAGGACCCCAUAAAAGGAUCAGGCUGUAUUCUGGCCCAUUGCAUGGGUCUGGGAAAAACAUUUCAGGUGAUCUCUUUCCUUCACACUGUGAUGACGCACAAAGUGUCGGGGCCCUUGCUUCGCACGGCCUUGGUCGUGUGCCCAUACAACACUGUGCUGAACUGGGCAAACGAAUUUGAGCUGUGGUUGGACGGAAACGAUCUUGACAUGAAGAUAUACGAGACGUCUUCCAUCAGAGUUAAUAGCGUCAGGUUGGAGGUUCUUGAUAGAUGGCAGAAGAAAGGUGGUGUGGCCAUCAUCGGCUACGACAUGUUUCGUCGAUUUGUAAACAUGAGGGGCAAAGGCAAGAAACUUCAGGAGGGCUUCAGAAGGGUGCUGCUUGAUCCAGGACCAAGCUUGGUGAUCUGCGAUGAAGGACAUGUAUUGAAGAAUGAUAGCACUGGCCUGUCUAAGGCGAUGGGUGAAAUGAAGACUGGUCGGAGGAUUGUGCUCACUGGAACCCCCUUGCAGAACAACCUACAAGAGUAUCACUGCAUGGUGAGCUUUGUCAAGCCUGGUCUGUUGGGAACAAAGAGAGAGUUCCUGAACCGAUUUGUGAACCCCAUUGCCAACGGAGCAUGUGCAGACUCAACAGUUCAUGACGUAAAGCUGAUGAAAAAAAGGGUGCACAUCCUCCAUCGCCUUUUGGACGGAUGUGUGCAGCGCUGCGAUUACAGUGCCCUGGCUCCAUUCCUGCCGCCCAAGUGCGAGUACGUGAUCAGCGUACGGCUGUCCGAGGUGCAGGUGGCGCUGUACAAGCACUUUUUAGAGCACCUUGCUCGUGGCCGCCAGAAACAGGCCGGAGCCGGCACGUCGCUUUUCUGGGACUUCAACAUGCUACGCAACAUCUGGACGCACCCAAUGCUGCUCGAGUUGAGCGCCGAAAGGCUCGCUAAAAAGGAGCUUCUCAAGGACGACGAGAGUGACAUGGCCUCCUUCAUUGACGAUGGGUCAGUGUCAGAAAAGAGCUCUUCAGAAUCAGAUGGCAAUGAUGCUGUCAUUUGUUUGGAUGAUGAUGAGGGACCCAAGACAAGAUCCCAGAGGAGGGCAAAAAAGAAGGACGACAGUGACCGGGAUGAGAAAAAGGAAAAUGACAAAGGUGACAAAAGCAGUGAUGACGAAGUUAUAUCAACAUGGCAGACAAGAAGCCGAGGUAAUCCAGAUGAACGGCCGCCCACACCACCGAAGCAAGAGAAGAAAGAAUGGUGGGACCAGUACGUUUCUGAAGAAGACAUGGAGAAGCUGCAGAUUAGUGGGAAAAUGAGUCUGCUGUACAAUAUCCUCCAGGAAUGCGAUGCUAUUGGUGACAAAGUGUUACUGUUCAGCCAAAGCCUGCUGACUCUCGACAUGGUGGAGAGGCUACUGGAACAUUGCGAUGAACGAGCGGCUGCUGUGGAUCCCGAUACGGCCCUUGUGGAUCCCACAGAUCCGUUGCGUGACUGUCACAACACGUGGGUGCGGGGCAUCGACUACUUCCGUAUGGAUGGCUCAACAUCAGUGGAUUUGCGUGCGCGCUGGAUCGAAAUGUUCAACGACGAAGACAACCCUCGCGGCCGCCUGUUCCUCAUCUCAACAAAGGCGGGCUCACUGGGGACCAACCUCGUCGGUGCCAACCGUGUGGUGCUCAUGGAUGCCUCAUGGAACCCCACACACGACAUUCAGGCCAUCUUCCGGGUGUAUAGAUUUGGCCAGAAGAAACCCGUCUUCAUCUACCGCAUGCUUGCACAGGGAACAAUGGAGGAGAAGAUCUACGAUCGCCAGGUGACCAAGCAGUCCCUGUCGUGCCGCGUCGUGGAUGAGCAGCAGAUAGAGCGCCACUUCAAUGCGUCCGACCUUCUAGAGCUCUACAAUUUUACUCCAGACAGCAAAAGCAAUAGACCUACACCCAUGGUGCCUAAGGACCGGCUCUUGGCGGAGCUGCUGAUUCGCAACAAAAACUGGAUUGUAUCCUACCACGAGCACGACUCCUUACUCCAGAACAUCACUUCUGAAGAACUCACGGAAGAGGAGCGCAUGCUUGCGUGGGAAGAGUACAGGAAUGAGCGCGAGGGACGAAUCAACUCCAACAUUGCCGACUUGCCCACGUCUAUCACUUCGGAGGGUAUGGGGCAGACCUUCACGCUCUCACUGGACCUCAAUAGGAUGAUAGCUGACAUUAAAACCAAGUACCCAUACUUGACACCUAAUCAACUGGUUGAUCAGCUAAGGAAGGUUCUGCUUGCAUACCGUCAAGAGUUCCAGCAGCGACAAAUGAGUGCAUUUGAGAAAAGAAACAUGUUCCUCCAGGCAAAGCAACCAGUACCAAAUGAAGUCGCAACUCAACUUACGGAAUCAAGCCUGGCCAUUCAACAAUUGAAUCGGGUCCUUGCUAAACUUCAAGGACUUGGAGCGCAGCAACAAGAGACAUCGCAACAACAGUACUAUCAACAGCAGGCUUACCUGCAGCAGGCUCGGGCACAAGCGCAAGCAGCUCAGGCACAGGCCCAGGCAGCUCAGGCAGCUCAGGCACAGGCCCAGGCACGUGCUCAAUUUUCACAGCAGCAGGCCCGCUACCAGUUCCAGCAGAGGCAGCAACAACACAGAAUGCCACAAGCAGGGGCACGCCUAUCACAGGCACAGCAGAUCUAUACCAAUGCGUACAAUUACUGCAUCAGUCAAGGGGUCACCCAUGCUGCAGCGAGUAGAUAUGCCUUGAACCAGCAGCGAGUAGCCUUCCAACAGCUGCUCAUGCAGCAGCAAAUGCAGCAGCAAAUGCGUAACCGCCCUGCACCACAGAGCGUGGUCAUCUCCGAAGUAGAGGACGACGCGGAAGUUGCCGGCUCGUCGUCAUCUUCCGGCACGCGACAGCCACCGUCGUCGUCAGUUGUGAUCACGGAGGUCAUCGAUUGAGACUCCUACUGUGUCCUUAUCACAGACCCCAUGCUGAGCUUCGAAUUUGUCAUCAGCACAGGCUCCAAGGAGGCCAGUGAGGUUACCACUACUGUGCAGUGACACUGGUGGUUUUCUAAACUGAAAAUAUUUCAUGUAUAAUAUUCCUUGUUCAUUUAUGGGGUUGACAUUCAAAACUACGGGCAGGUGGGCUUUCAUGUCUGAUGUAACAGUCAAAUCAAAUCUUAAUGUUGGUCAUUUUGCUGAUACAAACAUCGGAAGGUGUAAUUCAAUAAGUUACUGUAGUCAUCUGUUGCUUGGUCAGUUGUACGAGUGUUAAUUCAUCAAGUGGACUUCGUUUAUGGUCUUGUUCGUACAGUAAAUAACAGUUCCAUUGUUGUAACUUUUGAUAUAUUAAAGGUAUUGUUUGGAAAUACUGUAGCAGGUUUAAAAAUGCACGCUUUUUCUUCUGAAAAGUAGAGCUGAAAAAAAAAAAUAGCAAUGACUACAUUUAUUGUGCAUUUUUUUUUUCCUAACUGUACAAGUGUUUCCCAUUGCAUAGUUGCCAACGCCAGCACACGUACCAUAUUCCUGGAAAUGGCAAGUUUAUGCAUACAGGCUGUCUUGUAAUGCCCGAGACCAAUUUUGCUAUAGUAUGCUCAUGACCUCUUGCAGUGAUGUGCUGGGGCACUGAGUGCCAUUCUUUAUUGCAUGCACUUAGCAUAAUUUUAAUACUUCAUUGAUGCUUUGUGAGGAGACAUUACUUGCACCAGUCAAACCAACUCCAAGUUUCCACUCACUUGUGUUCCUUGCAUUAAGUUCACCACUUUUGUCAUUGUAUUCUUCUUGUUUUAUCUGGUUAUGUGGCCAAGACCUAAUGUUCUAUUUAAUGUUAAAGUGCUCUAUUUAAUGUUAAAGUGCACCCAAUCGCUGCAUUUGUUUUUGUUUUCUUUCUUGUGUGUUUCUGCACAUCAUUGAGUGGCCCAAAAAGCAUAAGAAAGUAUAAGCACAACUUUCUCUUAUAUAUUUGGAUAUAUUGUAUUUAUGAAAUAUAUUGAAUUAGCUUUGUCCUCAUUGAGUGAAGUGUGGCUGCAAAACCAUGAAGCUGUAUUGUCAUUGCGAUUUUGGCUACCGUAACACCACAAGCUACAGUCAUUGUAUAAAAACGCCUUGUAAAGUUGAGCUUGCUGCCAGUUUUAUUUAAUUGGUUGCUCAUGGUUAUACAAAGCUCUAUCUUUUCUUUAUAAUUAUAGUUUGCAUAGGCUUAUGCACUGUGCACUCGUUUUAAUUUAAGUUAUGCUACUGGAUGUAUCCUGGACAGAUAGAUGCAUCAGAAGCACAGUUUAACACACUAAAGCCAAUAAAAUUAUCGCUCGUGACCUUAUUAGGUCUGCUGAUAGGUAUACUGUACAUUUUUAGUCAUUUUAAUUGAUAACGUGUUCCUUGGUCAGUUACUCAGUGACUACUGUAUCUCAUUUGUACAGCUAGUGUAUGUUCGUACGAAAGUAAAAAAAAGAAGUGUGAUGGUGACCUAAUGUAUAGAAAAUUCUAUGCUUCUUUUUAGAUGCUUCUACUUUUCUUACACUUAAAUUGCAUGUGCAGAGUCCGACAGUCACGCCUCAUAUGCAUAUGUGGGCACAACUCUGCAUAUCUCUGUUCAAUUGCUUUUUCCACUCCAUAAAAGUGUUUUUACGAUUUUAUGCUCUGCCA
This is a messenger RNA of Rhipicephalus microplus (southern cattle tick), 6597 nucleotides long. RefSeq lists its product as uncharacterized. Gene Ontology annotation, molecular function: ATP hydrolysis activity; ATP binding. The record is from RefSeq and is a predicted model, not a curated record. Gene Ontology annotation, cellular component: nucleus. NCBI's taxonomy places the organism in Eukaryota, Metazoa, Arthropoda, Arachnida, Ixodida, Ixodidae.